CACACAGCAAUUUUGUAAUAAAAAUGCCAAAGUUGGCAACUCUGGAGAAAAAUAAUAAAUAAUACGCGGCUUUGGGAUUGUUUUUUGUUUACGCUGCGAAAAUGACGAUUUUAUACAAAGUCGAGGGCAAGGACUUUAGCAAGGACAGUGUCUUCCCGCAGAAAGUGGUCCUCUGCUCCGUGUCUGCUCGUAACAUCGUAGCGUUCAGCGCCCUGCAGAGUGGCAUCGUAUCCUCGUCGCACGGCGGUGGAGAUGCCGGCGACGCCUCUGCGCCAAGAACAAGCCUGGAUGUGGCCGCCAGCAACGUGUACGUGUGCGACAUCGUGACGCCGUGGGAGUACUACAAAGUGUGCUCCUCCAAGUCGCUAAUCAGCGUGCUCCAGUGGAGUCCCAACGGCGAGCAGCUGCUUCUAGGCUACAUCGGCGGGCGCGUAGAGAUCUGGCAGCCGCGCAACCAAUCGAUCAACCUCUGGGUGCUCCAGUACCACGCCACCGUGCCCAGCGAGGACAUUGUGCUGGCACAGUUCUUCCAUAACGGCAAGGGCGUAUCCUUCAAUCCGCAGAAGAAGGAGCACACUUACUAUGCGGAGAAGUUUGAGCGUCUAGACGAUCGGCCGACGCUCUGCGGCUUUGGCGGGGUGGCCAGCGAGGGCUGCAUCCUGCUGACCUCCUCGGGGCUGCUCGCCGCCUUCUGCCUGCCCAUGUUGCAGAAGGCAGCCGCCGCUGGCGGUGCCGAGGGUCCCACCCACGAGGUCCUAGAGCUCACGCCCACCCUGCACAGCAUCGGCGUCUCGCGCAGUUUUAUCGAGCACUGCAGUCUGACGCCAAGCCCCAAGGGGGCGCUUAGCGUGGCCUUCAGCUGCGGCUGGCAGCAGCAGCUGGUGCAGUGCUUCAAGGUCUCGCUGUCCCUUGAGGGAGAACUGGGUCUAGAGCAGCACCUGGCCAUAAAGUCGGAGUCGCAGACCAGCAUCUUUCUGGGUCCACUGGACGGGCGUAGGAUCAGCCACCUGAAAUGGACGCGGGUGGCCAACGAGGAUGUGAUCUUCAUAGCCUACGCCUGUCCGGAUGGCGCCGGCAGCCAGCUGGAGCAAUGGACACUGACGCGUCGCCACCAGACGGUCCAUGCAUUGCUGCAAGGUGGAGGCGGCGGCGGUGGAGGAUCCAACACCAAGCCCAACGAGUUCGUGCAAUCGGAGAGCUGGGAGCAGGUGGGCAAGGUACAUUUGAACGCUGCUCUGGCGGAUAUCUGUGUGACGCGGCUGAACGUUUCCUCGGCGGACUGCUGCCAGGUGUACGCCAUCCUGCAAGACAACAGCGUCCAGGUGCUCGAGCCCAACACGCUGAAGCAGCUCACCCACACUCAGUUUGAGAAGGUUUCCGACGCCAGCGGCGGCGUGCGAUUCGUCAGCGGCGAUCUGACGCCCACCGGCCAGAUGCUGCUCAUCUUCGACAGCUAUGCCCAGCUGCACGCCAUGCAGGCGCCGUUGCUGAAGCAGGCCUCGGGAUCCGCGUCGGUACUGCUCCUGCUGAUGCUGUUGGAGUACUGCAUUGUCACUGGCUGCGAUGCCAGCGACGUGCUGCUUCUGAACCUGGGCAGCCUGGAGGCGCUGGUGGAGAAGCUAACGGACAACUUCACGCGGCAGCCCUCGUAUGUGCGGCACUACUACUACGCCAACUUCCUGGCCCUCAAAUCCAACCUGUGCCGCGUCCAGCAGCAGGAGUUCGACAACCUGAUUAUUCUGCACGCCAUAUCCACCACGUUUAAGAGCCUCUUGCGCCCCUCCGAUCUCGGGUGCCAGGACAAGGGGCCCGCCGACAAUCUGGCCAUGAAGCUGGCCGAAUCCAUACCCGAUGUGGACACCGUGAUGCUGAAUCUGGACGCCAAGGACUUCACCGUGGAGCCGGUAAUGCUGCAGAGCCUCCAGCAGCUGAUCCAAUGGGUGACCGACCUGGCCCUUAACAUGCUGCACCGCCUACCCGAGGAGGUGAUGAAGAGCAAGCUGUCGGGGAAGCGACCCAGCUACGACAUCAGCCGGGACAUCGUGGCCAUCGGCAGUAUGCGCGAGCUGCUGGUCAUGAUCCGCAUCUGGGGCCUGCUGAACACUCAGUGCCUGCCCGUCUACACCAAGACGAUGGACAACAUCGAUGUGCUGGUGAUCCUGUUCCGCUUGCUCACUCGCUUGGCCCAGAAUCCCGCCGAGCCGGACGAGGUGCUGCUGGACGAGUGCAGCCUGCUGUCCAAACAGCUGCUGAUCCCUCAGCCGACCAGGUUCAGUCCCACCACCCUGCUCAGUGCCCAGGGAUUUGCGGCUGUAAAAUCGGGUCAGCUGCAGUUCACAUCGCUGGUGGAGCCCUCUUGCCUGCAGGACAUGGAGACGGAAGACGUGGUGUUCGCUAAAUCGGUGAAGGACGGCGUUAGUAAUCUGCAGCUGGGCGCCCGGCCCAGCACCAUCCGAAGGUGCGCCCGCUGCGGUUUUGUGUUCGUCAACAAUGCCAGCAAGGUGGCCAAGACGUCGGCGCUGAAGGCGUGGUUUAGCAAGUGGCAGCACUGCCACUGCGGCGGCUUCUGGAAGCAGAUUCACUAAGCUGAAGUAACCCUCUAGCAGUAUCCCGUAGGACUUAAGUGUAUUUCUUAGCCAUCAAUAAAAGUAGAGACAAAAAA
Molecule: messenger RNA, 2662 nt
Organism: Drosophila kikkawai
Lineage: Eukaryota; Metazoa; Arthropoda; Insecta; Diptera; Drosophilidae
Product: mediator complex subunit 16
Biological process (GO): positive regulation of DNA-templated transcription
Cellular component (GO): mediator complex
Source: RefSeq, a predicted model, not a curated record